GCUUUACAUAACCGACAAACUUUGCCGAAGCCGAAAAACUUUGGGAGAAAAUGGAAAAAGCAACAAGGAUAACGUCGUUACCGGUGGAUGUGCGAGCGAGAUAAGGCUUAAGAGCGACGCUCCGUGGUUUCUUUUAGCUCCCCGCACUGGAUUUCCAAGUGACAAUGUUGUGGAGGCAGGAAAAAACCAAGACCUUGUCGCGCUUCCAUUGAAAGUGAAUUUACGUUCCUCAUGGAGAAAACAGCAGCAACAAGUUGGGAGUCAUGAGCACAGGUGUGAAGAAGCCUCCAUUAGCUCCCAAACCUAAACUUCCCGUCGUGGCCAAACUCCCUCCCAUCGCCCCCAAACCAGGCCCGCUCAGCACGACCCCCCCCGUUUCCUCCCAGCCUUCCCCCGCCACUCUCAAAAGGACAAAGCCGGCCCUCGCCCCGAAGCCCUGCAUCCCAAAAUCCACAGGCCCUCUCCCCCCCGCCGCCGCCUCGCCGCUUCCCAAAGCUCACCUUAUCUUAUCUCCUCCUGGGCAGGAUCUUCCCGAGGACAGCCUCUCGCUGCUCAACACCGCAAAUGGGAUUUUAUCGGAGCGUGAAUCGGACUAUGUCAUUCCCACGUGCGCCUGCGGGCUGCGGGACCGCUGCCAACGUGUGGAGAAUGGCGUGCACGGGCUCAGGAACGGGGAUCUCGAAGGAACGCCGACCACCGGACCGGAGGAAUGUUUGUGCGAGGGGGUGAGCAAAAGACCUCGGGCCAAGCCUCAGAGACACGUGGACAAAGAGGGGAACGGGACUGAAGCUGACUCGGCGAGGCCUGCGCCCAUCGGCUGUGAUGUUGCAGGCAGCAUCGUUGCCUCCUGUCCACCUUCGGAGUGCAGCAGCCGUUUUCAGGGCGACUCCUCGGUUCCCGCGCCCCCGAGUAAGCCCCUCCCCGUCCCGCAUCCUCGCAGGCGUAAGAAGCCCGCCCUGGUGAGGCAGGACGGCGUGGAAGGCGCGGCGGCUCAGGAUCCUCCUCAGGAGCUGGACGACCUGAGAGAGGAGUCAGUUGGCGAGCCGGGCGCUCCGGUAGCCGGCGCCCCGGUAGCCGGCGCCCCGGUAGCGGGCGCCCCGGUGCCACCUCGCCGCCAGACCUCCCUUUCCCCUCGCCUCUACAGAAUGCAGCGGACCUGUGCAAGACUCAACAAGGUCGCCUCCCAUUCACUCAGCCUGCUCUCCCAGCCUCACCUUGCGGGCGAGCGAGUGGGCGAGGAGCACGGUGGCGGCGAGGAGGAGGAAGACGGCUACGGCGAUUUCAAGCGCUAUCCCGUCACCCACAGCCUCCCCAAGCAGGUCAAACUGGGCUGCCCGCCGCCCAUGCUGCACGCCAAGAAGCCUUGCUCGGCUGAGGAGCGGCGACCGGCGAGGCCGCCGCCCCGGAAACCUCAGAGGCACAGCCUGCCCGCCCCGCCGCCGCCUUCCGUCUGCCCGCCGCCGCCGCCGCCUCCUCACGGUCCCAUGAGGGAGCUGCCCGCGCCCCCCCAGGAGAAAGCUUCCUGGCGCUUUGCCCGGCCGUGCGUGACCUUCUUCAGCCGCCAGAUGCCCACCAGGAGCAGCGUGCCGCCCAAAAGUCGGGCGCCCGCUUUGGGGAGCAAGCAGCGAGCCAAGUCCUUCUCCGCCGCUGACCUGGCCACCCGUGUGGACCCCAACAAGCGGAGCCUCUCCUUCCGGAAGCUUCUGGAGCUGCGCGUGUCUGUCAAGAUGCUGCCCAAGCUGCUGGCCAAGGGAGGCCACCCGCUGGACGGCACCGAUGGCGAGUUCAAGCGGGCGCAGCGGCCCAACAGCUGCAUCGGCGAGGUCGGCAUCGGCGAGGUCGGCGAGGUCGGCAUCGACGACGACGACGACGGGAGCGCCGAGUACGAGAACGUGCCUCUGUACGAGGAGAUCCCGGAGUACAUGAACCUGCCCUUCCACGGCGGCGGAGCGGGCUGGUCGCAGGACGGCGACGACUCGGACGUCUACGAGGCGCAGGACCCCUACCACGGCUUCCGCGAGGACCACGGCCUUAGCCACCGGCAGAGGAGGGACAUCCACUCGGACGACGACGAGGGGGCUCGCAGUUGGGACGAGGAGGAGGAGGAGGACAACAGCUCGUCCUCCAGCAAGGAGCACGUGGACCCGGCGGACCGACAGCUGGAGGACGAGAGCAAGCGCAAGAAGGUGGCGCACAUCGCCCAAGAGAUCAUGAGCUCCGAGAAAGUGUUUGUGGAUGUCCUCAAGCUUCUUCACAUCGACUUUCGGGACACCGUCGCCAAGGCCACGCGUCAGAACGGCAAGCCGGUGGUGGACGAGCGCGUCCUCAGCCAGGUCCUCUACUACCUGCCUCAGCUCUACCAGCUCAACAAGGACCUGCUGAGGGAGCUGGAGGAGAGAGUGGCGCACUGGAGCGAGCACCAGCGCCUGGCCGACGUCUUUGUGCAGAAGGGGCCCUACCUGAAGAUGUACUCCACGUACAUCCGCCAGUUCGACAACAACGUGGCGCUUUUGGACGAGCAGUGCCGCAAAAACCCGGGCUUUGCCGCCGUGGUGCAAGACUUUGAGACCAGCGGCAGAUGUGCCAGCCUUGCCCUCAAGCACUACCUGCUCAAGCCUGUCCAGAGGAUCCCCCAGUACCAACUGCUGCUCACAGAUUAUUUGAAGAAUCUGCCUCGGGACUCUGAGGACUACAAGGACACAGAAGCCGCCCUGAGCAUCGUCAAGGAAGUGGCCAACCACGCCAACGACAUCAUGAAACAAGGGGAUAACUUCCAGAAGCUGAUGCAGAUCCAGUACAGUCUGAACGGCCACCAAGAGAUCGUUCAGCCGGGCAGGGUGUUCCUGAAGGAGGGAACGCUCAUGAAGCUCUCCAGAAAGGUCAUGCAGCCGCGGAUGUUCUUCUUGUUCAACGACGCGCUCAUGUACACCACGCCCGUCCAGUCGGCCCAGUACAAACUCAACUGCGUGCUCUCCCUCGCCGGCAUGAAGGUCAGCAAGCCCAGCCAGGAGGCCUACCAGAACGAGCUGAACAUCGAGAGCGUGGAGCGCUCCUUCAUCCUGUCCGCGAGCUCGGCGACGGAGCGAGACGAGUGGCUGGAGGCCAUCGCCAAAGCCAUCCGCGACCACGCCAAGAAGAAGAUCAGCUUCACGUCCAGUCGCAGCCAGGAGGAGGGUGACGACUCGCCAGACAGCGGCGCCCCCUUGGGCUCCAAGGCUCCCAUCUGGAUCCCCGACCUGAGGGCCACCAUGUGCAUGAUCUGCACCUGCGAGUUCACCCUCACCUGGCGGCGCCAUCACUGUCGCGCCUGCGGGAAGGUGGUGUGCCAAGCCUGCUCAGCCAACAAGUAUUACCUGGAGUACUUGAAGAACCAGCCGGCACGCGUGUGUGACCACUGUUUUGCCAAACUGCAGGAGAACAACGACCGCCGCGCCUCGUCGUCGGCGUCUCCCAUCAAAUCCGGAGCGUUCUCCUUCACCAGGAAACAGAAAAAGAUCCCAGCUGCGUUAAAAGAGGUGUCAGCCAACACGGAAAACUCCUCCAUGAGCGGCUACUUGAGCAGGUCCAAGGGCAACAAGAAGCAGUGGAAGCGGCUGUGGUUUGUCAUCAAGAACAAAGUCCUGUACACGUACGCCGCCAGCGAGGAUGUGGCGGCGCUGGAGAGCCAGCCGCUGCUGGGCUUCUUCCUUCGGGAGGAAAAGAACGGGCCGGCGCAGAAGCUGCAGUUCAAGCUCUACCAUAAAAAUACGCUCUUCUACAUCUUCAGAGCCGACGACAUCCCCACCGCACGGAGGUGGAUUGAAGCCUUUCAAGAGGCCAUGAUCCUCGAGCAGUGAUGAGCCAGCACACGGCCAACCGGGAAGGCACGCACGCCGCUUCCAGUAGGAGAUGGGAGACCCAUUGGCGUGGCAUUUCAAAAAACAAAAAAAUGAAUGGGAGCUUUUUCUUCUUUUCCGUCUGAUGCUGCAGCUAGCUGCGGCCCGAAUGCCAAAGAAUGUGCGUGGAAGUGGACGAUUGCCCACCAGGAAAGCCCCGGUACGGAUCUGCUUAGUCAAAGGAAAUGAUGGGGCAAACUAGGUGGUGGGAAAUUCAAGCAGGUCAAGUAAGAGGAAGUUGCAAGAAGAGCUAUUCUUCUAUUUUCCUACAACGUGGUCCUGGACAAAACUGGAAGUGUAUCACGAAACCUAUUACUCUCCGAAAUGUUGAUGGCAGACUCGGAAUUGAUCCGUGAGUAAUAUUUUGUAUAGAAUAGAGCAACGUUGACAUUUUUAAAAAGCAGCCUAGCGCUGAUAUUGAUCAUGUAUGGAGAAGCAGGCCAGGCCAGGGUCUGCUGAGUUUUUCUUUUAAUUAGGGGAGGGGUAUGCGGUUGCACAGGACCUUCUCCCCCCCCCCCCCCAAACAAAACAAUUGAUUGUUUUGUACAGUACAUUUUUGUACCAGUGAAACAUUCAAAGACACCAUUGUUCGAGUAUUUUCUGCCCUAACCUGCCUCCUCCAAGUUUGAAUGACCCGCACAACUUUUUUCUGUCCACUUUCUGCUUCAAGUUGUCAUUGCAACUCUUGAUUCCUUCUUGUCGAUCUGGUUUGAACUUGUCAGGGUUUAUGUUGGAAGCAAGUGUUUGCUUGUGAUUGUACAUUAUCAGUGACUAUUUUUUUUAGUAACGCUUGUGUGGAGGUAGAGUCUCCUACAGAACAAUCAUAAUAAACUGUCAGGCAACAGUUUUUAAUAAUAAAUCUAGGUCUACUUUUGG
Messenger RNA from Syngnathus acus (greater pipefish), 4751 nucleotides. RefSeq names its product FYVE, RhoGEF and PH domain containing 6 (gene fgd6). Gene Ontology annotation, cellular component: cytoplasm. The transcript is spliced from 21 exons. Gene Ontology annotation, molecular function: metal ion binding; guanyl-nucleotide exchange factor activity. The coding region runs from base 264 to 3836 and encodes 1190 amino acids. Lineage: Eukaryota; Metazoa; Chordata; Actinopteri; Syngnathiformes; Syngnathidae. The record is from RefSeq and is a predicted model, not a curated record.